This is a messenger RNA of Leishmania braziliensis MHOM/BR/75/M2904, 1122 nucleotides long. RefSeq lists its product as hypothetical. Gene Ontology annotation, cellular component: nucleolus; preribosome, large subunit precursor. Gene Ontology annotation, biological process: ribosomal large subunit biogenesis. Gene Ontology annotation, molecular function: protein binding. Bases 1 to 1122 code for a protein of 373 amino acids. The transcript has a single exon. The record is from RefSeq and is a predicted model, not a curated record. Lineage: Eukaryota; Euglenozoa; Kinetoplastea; Trypanosomatida; Trypanosomatidae.
AUGGCCUGUGUUACCGGAGAUGAUACUGGUAUUAUUAAAAUAUGGGACAUCUCAAAAAGCAGCGGUGCAACGCUCAAAUUCGCUUUUGGGGAGCAGAGCCGGAGACGAGCCAUCAUGGGCAUGUGUUGGCAAGAUAGUAGCACCUCGUCUGUAGCCUUCUCCUCCAAUGACGGCGUGCUCUCUGUGCUUGAUAUAAACGAUCAAGUGAUCACUUCUUCUGCGAAGGUGAAUUGUGUUGCAGGCUUACCAAACGCCAUGUCGUUUGUGAAGGGCAAACUUUUUCUUGUUUCGAAGGAUGGUGUGGCAAAUGUUUUCAGUAGUGAUCUCACAGCGUCUAGCUCUUUUGUGGGUAAUGGACCGAUCGAUACGUUGCAUAUUCACCGUAAAUUUGGGAUGGUUGCGAUGGGUGGCAGAGAGAAUGAUCUACGUGUCUACGACCUAGCUUUGGAGACCAUUGAGAUCCCUGUUUUCAAGGCGCGAAACGUUCAAGACCACAUUUUAGAUGCGCCAUACCCGGUGUUCGUGACGGGUGUGUGUAUUGUGAACCCGUAUGUUUUUGCCACGUGCACUGCAUAUCACCAGGUAAGAUUUUACGACCGGCGUUCGAAUGACCGACCAGUGCAGGAAUUUGAGAUCAGUCGUGAAAUCGAACGACGCCCAACGACGAUGAUGCAGUGGAAUACAAACAAGUUUCUGAUUGGUGAAGCCAGUGGUGAUGUUCACUUAUAUGACACUCGGCGCGGUUUCAGCUCCCGCGCCAAACUGCGUGGCGGUGUCGGUAGUGUAAGGUGCAUGUCUAAGCAUCCUGCUGGCCAUCAAAUUCUAGGUGUCACAGGCUUGGACCGCAAAGCUCGGCUUUACCACGUACCGACAGGAAAGCUGCUUCUCUCAAUUUACGUCAAGCAGAAGGCUAAUUGUCUGCUUCUGGACAAGCAGCUCCCAAUGAGAGAUAAUGUUGCGUCCUUCAGCGCUAUUGUGAACACGAAGCAGCCCGAAAAGGCAAAUACUUUAGGAGAUGCUAUUUGGGAUGAUAUGGACCCAGUGCUGGACGAUCUCGAUGAAAAACGUACUGUAGUGGAUGCAGGUACUGAGAACAGGCGUAAAGUUCAGCGAAAAGAGUAA